UGACAGCACACAUUUCAAGAGCUGGGUUGGUUUUGUAAUAAACAGAGUUUUGAGUGAGAUUUCAAGAAAUAUAAUCGAAGAAACGUCCGAAAUUACUCGUGUAUUGCUGAUUGGGAUUUAUACAUCCUCUAUUUCCUAUACUAAAUAUUUAGUUUGGGUACAUCAUAUUUUCAAUCGGCUCUAGUUUGCAUGAAGCAACUACAAUUUUAUAAACAAGUCAAUAAAGUGAUAGCAAUACAAUGCAAGCAGAAGAAAAACGCUCGAAACCAGUCGAUUUGGCUUCUUUAGAACCUACGGCAAGGGUCAAACAGUUAGCUAACUAUGGUGCCGUAGUAGAUGUUGAUCCAAAUGUUCCACCAAGGAGAUAUUAUAGAUCAGGUUUGGAGAUGGUUAGGAUGGCGAAUGUGUACUUGGCAGAGGGCAGCUUGGAAAAUGCUUACAUUUUGUACAUAAAAUUCAUGACAUUGUUUUUGGAGAAGAUUCGGAAACACCCCGAGUAUGCAUCAGUCCCCCCAUCUGUUAAAGCGGUUAACCAAACCAAGUUGAAGGAGGUGAUGCCUAAAGCAGAAAAAUUGAAACAAAAGUUACUUGACCAAUAUGCUAAAGAACAUGUUGCUUACGUGGAAGGGGAAAAGAGGCGAGCUGCUGCUGAAGAAGAAAGGAAAAAGCAAGAGAGGGAAGAUGCAAAGUUGGCUGAGCGGCUUCAAGCUGAUGAGAAUAAGAAGGAUGCACACACCGGAAAACCACAUCUUCUGCAUGCUGAUCAGUGGGCUGUGUCUCCAUCGGCGCCAGCGAUGGAUGGGGUGCUGUACCCGGAUGACUUUGCGAACGAGCCGCCGCGAGCGCCCUCACACCAUUACCAGCCAGUGCCGCCGCUCAUACCACCCUCGAGGCCGCAAACCGCGGGCGGCGUGGCGCUGCUGGGCGGGUCGCGGCUGCGCGGCGUGCUGGUGCCGGGCGCGCUGCUGCCGCGCUUCCUGCGCCUCGCCGCCGCCAACACCGCGCGCAACAUCGAGACCUGCGGCAUACUCGCCGGGAUACUCGAGCGCGACCAGCUGAAGAUUACUCACGUGAUAGUGCCCAAGCAGACGGGUACUCCCGACUCGUGCAGCACUAACAACGAGGAGGAGAUCUUCCACUACCAGGAUCAGCAUAACCUCAUCACUUUGGGCUGGAUUCAUACGCAUCCAACUCAGACGGCGUUCUUGUCGUCGGUGGACCUGCACACACAAUGUUCGUACCAGCUGAUGAUGCCCGAAGCUAUUGCUAUCGUCUGCGCGCCCAAAUAUAACGAGACUGGUUACUUCGCCUUGACGCCAGACUACGGAAUGCAGUUCAUCACCAAUUGUAGACAGACAGGGUUCCAUCCACAUCCUGAUGAUCCCCCACUGUUUCAUACGGUAACACAUAUAAAGGUGGACGAAUCAGCACCAGUUGAGGUAGUAGACUUGAGGAGAUGAACUACAUAGGACUACAGUUCACACCAUAUACGUUCACUUUCUUCCACCACGGCUUGCGUUCACUAGUAGUGCAUUUAUACCGCUUUUAGUACAGAUCAUAUAUCAUAUCAUAUAUGUUCAGAGCUAAGUAUUAUUCGGAGUAGUAAUACAUAGAGUAGUAGUACAUAGUACAUAGAGAUUGUAAAUUGUCAUAGUUAUUUCUUGUCGGUUCGACCACGGAGUAGGUAGCAAAUGAAGUGAUCUUACAGUCACUUGUAUAUUUUAAUACUAAUUAAUUUACAAAAAUCUGUAAGGUUUUUUUUAAAUAACUAUUAAUAAAAAAAUUCGGGUGUGGUAAAAUGGUAAAUAGGCAUCACUUAUUUACUUUUAUUGUCUUAUUUUAAAACACGUUCAUAACACACAACCCAUCCAUGUUCCUUCUGGAGCCUUCUGUAUUCCAGGGACGCGUAACUCUUUCGAACAAUCGUAUUUUCGAUCCAUUCGUUAUCUACUCCGUGGUACCGACGGGUAGUCAUGUUUCGUUAGCAUAAUCAUGCCUUUAUCAACUUUUGUAUAACAAGAGUCACCUAGAUUUGUGUAAGCGUUAGGAAAAAAACAAUUUGUUUUAACUUAUUAAUGUUAUUGUUGCAUUAUCAUUGCACUUAGAUUAAUUUAGAUCAUCACAGUGUGGAAGUAUAUUUUUUCGUUUUAAUAGGCGGCAAUGUGAUAUAAAUAUGAUAAAACUUCAUAGAUGCUUGUAAUUAUAAUGUUGUGUAAAUUGUAAUUGUUCAUGUUAUAAUUUUAUAUUUGUUACAAGCCAGUGACAAAGGGAGAAUCAUAUUAUUUUAAUAUUUCAAUAAAUACAAUUUUACGAACGGAACUAUCUUACUGUUUUAAAAUGCUUGUAUGCUUGAUUUCUGUUGUCAAAAUAUAUGAUUUCUAAAAAUAAUUUUAGUUCUCAUAGGGGAUGAUAUAUUCUAAAAUUAUUAUCGAGUCUGUUGAGAAUCAAAUAUUGAAAUUAAACAACAAUCUCUCUUAAAAAUAAUAUGUAUUAAUUAAGAUGGGUGUUGUUAUAUGUUUUAGGUUCAAAUUGCUUUUUAUAUCUUCGCUAUCUCUGAAUGGUAAACUAUCCGGCUUGUAUUUACUUGUAAUUAAUAAAUUAUCGCACUAUAAUAUAUAUUUAUAUAAGUAUAGUAAUAUGAUCGCAGCCUGAAGACUGAAGCUUAAAUUUUAUACAUAUAAAUAGAUAUAUUUAUAUAUGUAUAACUUCAAAUAAUUAUCGACGUGGUUUGUUAAUGACAAUGAUGAAAUAAAAUCUAUAAUUAUUAUUAUUUGCAAUAUAAAGUAUUUAUUUUUUGUAAAGGCUUUGAGUCUUAAGAUAAAAUCUAUUUUGUGUUUCACUUAGGUUCAAAUUACAACGAGAUAGUUAAGUGAUGCGUUAUUUUACUCAAAAUAACAGUUUAUGUACUUCAAAUUCAAAAUUGGAGGUUUUUUUUUGUAAAAGUAGGCGACAACUUAACUGACUCUCCAAACGAGCCUUUGUAAAUAAUAUAUUUCGUUUGUAUAUUAAUAAAAAAUCUAAUAUAUUCACUUGUGAUUGUUUGACUGCACUAAUUAUAAUUUCGUGCACAUACGUGUCGGGUGAUGUAAUCGUGCCAUUUUGUACGUAUAUCGGAAUGGGAUUAGUUGCGUGUCAAGGAACGUACUAGGAAUCAGUAGGUUUGUAAAGAUAUAAUCUCAUAACUGUUGAUAUUGAUAUGUUGGGGUAGGUUGGAAGUGGGAAAACGUUCUUAUUUGUACCAAUGAAUAUUAAUCUUUGUGUAUUUAAACUCAGACUGAAUUUAAUUAUAUAAUAGACUGAAUGAGUGUUGGUAUAAAUGAUUAUAAAUUUUCCUAUUGUGCGUAUACAGUUUGUAGUCACACUAUUAAUGACACCAUCCUUUUUGCUUAAAAGUAUCAACAUGAAUGAAAUAGCGUAAAGAUGAACAUUUGUGAUUCUUACUGCAUUUAAUGUGUAGUAGAAUGCAAUCUGUAUAAUAAAGGGCAUGUACUUGUACAUGUUAUAAUGUUAAUAACUUGAAUGUUCCAUCAACUUGAUUUCCUUCGUUUCGGAUGUGACUAGCGAAGCCAAAUUUUGCCUUGAUCUAAAUGUUGAUAGUAAAGUCCCGGCUACUGCAAUGUUAGAAAUAAAUGUGCAAUGAACGUCAUCUAGUAUGUAAGCGCAGUCUUAUGUAUGUGUGAUUCAACUAACACGGACCAAUGUGAAUAAAAAGUUUAUUAAAUUCA
Helicoverpa zea (corn earworm) is the source of this 3725-nucleotide messenger RNA. Its product is annotated as STAM-binding protein-like A. Gene Ontology annotation, molecular function: K63-linked deubiquitinase activity; protein binding; metal-dependent deubiquitinase activity. Gene Ontology annotation, cellular component: membrane; endosome. The record is from RefSeq and is a predicted model, not a curated record. Gene Ontology annotation, biological process: protein K63-linked deubiquitination. The transcript is spliced from 9 exons. NCBI's taxonomy places the organism in Eukaryota, Metazoa, Arthropoda, Insecta, Lepidoptera, Noctuidae. The coding region runs from base 240 to 1460 and encodes 406 amino acids.